CAUGUUUUUGAUUAUCAAAGCACCCACCGUGCCCAAAAACUUUCUUUUGAUUGGUCUCUCUCUCAAACGCAAUGACUACUUUCUCAGAGGUUUAUACAAACAAUCCUCUCCAACUUCACCAUAUCAUCCCCCUCGACUUCAACUCUCUCCAAGCUGUACCAGACUCCCACAUAUGGCCUAAAUCCGAUGAUGAUGUCCCAACAUCCGAUGAAUAUUUGUCGAUUCCGAUCGUGGACCUCAUGGAUCCCGAUGUCGUGGACCGUGUCAGCCAUGCAUGUCAGACAUGGGGGAUCUUUCAAGUCACCAACCAUGGACUUUCUCCGAGUCUUUUGGAGGGUGUCGAGGAGGAGACGUGGCGGCUAUUCUCUCUCCCGGUCCCGGAGAAGAUGAAGGUGCUCCGAUUGCCUGACGGAGCCACCGGUUAUGGCACUGCUCGGAUAGCUCCUUUCUACUCCAAGUCCAUGUGGCAUGAAGGGUUCACCAUCAUAGGAGGCUCUUUUGUUGAGCAUGCUAAGGUUCUUUGGCCUAAUGACUAUAAACGCUUUUGUGACGUAAUCGAUGAGUGCCAGAAGAGCAUGAAAACCCUAGCACACAAACUCUUGCACAUCAUCCUCAAGUCUCUCAACCUCUCCGAAGAACAAGAAUCAAACUGGGCAACAAUGAUUCAUCAAUCCGAAACCAAUGCGUUACAACUAAAUUCCUACCCUACAUGCCCGGACCCGAACCAAGCCAUCGGCCUACCACCCCACACCGACUCACUCCUCCUCACCAUCCUCCACCAUUCCAACACCUCUGGCCUCCAAAUCUUCCGUGAUGGCGGCUUCGGAUGGGUACCGGUUUCUUCUUUCCCCGGUGCGCUCACCGUCAAUGUCGGCGACCUCCUCCACAUCUUGUCCAAUGGAAAGUUUCCGACGGUUUAUCACCGGGUGGUCGUGAGUGGGACCUGCCACCGGGUCUCUAUGGGGUAUUUUUAUGGUCUGCCGGUUGACUCGACGGUUGAACCACUUUCUAAGGUUGAGUUUCCGAUGUAUAAGUCUUUGACUGUGAGAGAGUAUAUUGGGAUUAAGAACGAGUGCCAUGAAAAGGCACUUUCUUUGAUUAGAAUCUAGGGUUUGAUGUUCAAAGAUGAAUAAAUUCAAAAUGACGCAGUUCAUUUUAGUUAA
This is a messenger RNA of Camellia sinensis, 1163 nucleotides long. RefSeq names its product gibberellin 3-beta-dioxygenase 1. The record is from RefSeq and is a predicted model, not a curated record. NCBI's taxonomy places the organism in Eukaryota, Viridiplantae, Streptophyta, Magnoliopsida, Ericales, Theaceae.